This is a messenger RNA of Lolium rigidum, 2559 nucleotides long. RefSeq names its product protein Rf1, mitochondrial-like. The transcript has a single exon. The record is from RefSeq and is a predicted model, not a curated record. Gene Ontology annotation, molecular function: protein binding. Bases 7 to 2457 code for a protein of 816 amino acids. Lineage: Eukaryota; Viridiplantae; Streptophyta; Magnoliopsida; Poales; Poaceae.
ACGCCGAUGUCCCGCAUCCACCUCCGCCUCCGCCGCCGCUUGUCCUCCUCCUCCAACUCCACCUCGCUGGCCUCACCCUCCUGGUCUCCCCAGGCCGCCUUUGCUUCGGCCACAGAGCGCGUCCGGGCUGGCACGCUCAGCCCAGAAGACGCACACCAGCUGUUCGAUGAAUUGCUACGGCAGGCCACUCCGGUUCCCGAGCGCUCUCUGGAUAGCUUCCUAGCCGCCCUCUCCCGUGAGCCAGAAUCUACAGCCUGCAGAGAUGGCCCCGCCCUCGUCCUUUCCCUCUUCAACCGUGUCUGUCGAGCAGAAGCCGGCAUGCAGGUGGCGCCGCCCACAAUCUUCACGUACGGCAUCCUCAUGAACUGCUGCUGCCGCACUCGCCGCCCGGAACUAGGGCUUGCCUUCUUCGGCCGCCUCCUAAGGACAGGCCUGAAGUCAAAUGAGACCGUCACCAGCACCCUCCUCAAGUGCCUCUGCUACGCGAAACGGACAGAUGAGGCUGUUAACCUGUUGUUUCAUCCGAUGCCUGAGCUCGGCUGUGUGCAUAAUGCCUUCUCAUACUCCAUUGUCCUGAAGAGCUUAUGCGACGAAAGGAGGAGCCAGCGAGCACUUGACCUGCUGCAGAUGAUCGCAAAAGAAGGAGGUACCUGCUCCCUCAACGUGGUGGCAUAUAACACCGUCAUCCACGGUUUCUUUAAGGAAGGAGAAGUAGGUAAGGCAUGCACUCUAUUCCAUGAAAUGAUGCAGCAAGGGAUCGUGUCAGAUGUGGUCACGUAUAGCUUGGUUAUUGAUGCGCUGUGCAAGGCCAGAGCAAUGGACAAGGCAGAGUUGUUCUUUUGGCAGAUGGUUGACAACGGUGUUCAACCAAAUGUAGUGACAUGUACUGCCAUGAUCCAUGGAUAUACCACUUUGGGCCGGUGGAAGGAGGCAACUAAGAUGUUCAGAGAAAUGACAAGGCAGGGUCUUAUACCAGAUACUGUUACUUGGAACUCAUUCAUGGCCUCCCUUUGCAAGCAUGGAAAUACCAAAGAAGCUGCAGAAAUUUUCUAUUCCAUGGCUGCCAAGGGCCAGCAGAAGCCAGAUAUCUUCUCAUACUCUAUUCUGCUUCACGGGUAUGCCUCUGAAGGAUGCUUUGUUGAUAUGAUUAAUCUCUUUAAUUCAAUGGCAAGCAAUGGUAUUGUAGCCAACUGCCAUGUUUUUACAAUAUUAAUUGAUGCAUAUGCUAAAUGCGGGAUGAUGGAUGAAGCUAUGCUCAUAUUUACCGAAAUGCAAGGACAGGGCGUGAGUCCGGAUGCCUGCACCUAUUUAUCUGUAAUAGCUGCACUUUGUAGAAUGGGUAGGCUGGAUCAUGCUAUUGACAAAUUCAAUCAGAUGAUUGCUAUGGGACUACAGCCAAACGCAGCUAUUUAUAACUCCUUGAUUCAGGGUUUUUGUUUGCAUGGUGAUUUGGUGAAAGCUAAGGAGUUGGUUGCUGAAAUGAUGAAAAAAGGUAUUCCUUGUCCCAACAUUGUAUUUUUCAGUUCAAUAAUGAACAGCCUAUGCAAAGAAGGAAGGGUUAUGGAUGCACACAAUAUCUUGAACUUGGUUAUAGAUGUAGGCGAGAGGCCUAAUGUUAUUACAUUUAGUUCACUGAUUGAUGGAUAUUGCUUAGUUGGCAAAAUGGAGGAAGCAUGCAGAGUACUUGAUGCCAUGAUAUCAGUUGGCAUUGAGCCUGAUGUUGUUACAUAUAGUACACUUGUUAAUGGCUAUAUGAGAAGCGGGAAUAUCGAUGAUGCGUUAAAUAUGUUCAGCAAAAUGUUGCAUAAGAGAGUUAAACCUACUACUGUCACAUAUGACAUCAUACUGGAUGGGUUAUUUCGUGCUGGGCAAACUGUUGCUGCAAAGAAAAGGUUCCGAGAGAUGAUCGAAAGUGGAAUAACAGUGCACAUUUCCACAUACAGUAUAAUCGUUGCAGGACUUUGUAGAAAUAAUUGUGCUGACGAAGCAAUCACCAUGUUCCAGAAAUUACGUGCAAUGAAUGUGAAGUUCGAUAUUGCAAUAUUCAAUACCAUUCUCAAUGCAAUAUACAAGGUUCGGAGAAGAGAAGAAGCUAAAGACCUGUUUGCUGCAAUUCCAGACAGUGGGUUGGUACCUAAUGCUUCUACUUUUGGAGUUAUGAUACAAAAUCUUCUAAAAGAAGGAUCAGUGGAAGAAGCUGACAAUAUGUUUUUAUCAAUGGAGAAGAGUGGUUGCGUUCCGAGCUCUCGCCUUUUAAAUGAUAUCGUUAGACUAUUAUUGGAAAAAGGUGAGAUAGUUAAGGCUGGAAAUUAUAUGUCUAAAGUUGCUGGCAAGAACAUCUCACUUGAAGCUUCAACUACUUCGUUGUUGAUUUCUCUGUUUUCAAAUAAAGGGAAAUAUCAAGAACAAAUAAAAUUGCUCCCUUCAAUGUACCAAUUUUUUGAUGGAGUCAGUUGAUGCACUGGAGCAGCAGAUAAAAGUUUGGCGGGGUUUCGAGAUCCUUCUCGACAAUGAGAACAUGUGUUCUGUUCAGUCGGCUCACCAUGAUCGAGUUGGGUG